This is a messenger RNA of Carassius auratus (goldfish), 2706 nucleotides long. RefSeq names its product gamma-aminobutyric acid receptor subunit alpha-2-like. Gene Ontology annotation, molecular function: extracellular ligand-gated monoatomic ion channel activity; GABA-A receptor activity. The transcript has 10 exons. Gene Ontology annotation, cellular component: membrane. Bases 98 to 1588 code for a protein of 496 amino acids. The record is from RefSeq and is a predicted model, not a curated record. Lineage: Eukaryota; Metazoa; Chordata; Actinopteri; Cypriniformes; Cyprinidae. Gene Ontology annotation, biological process: monoatomic ion transmembrane transport.
CCCCUGGAUUGUUUCUGUGAAGAUUCUUAAAAGAAGGAAUGUCUCACUAACAGUGCUCUCACGUGCACACGCCCUGGGGCUUUCUAUCAAUCUACGGAUGAGACACUUCAAGAAGCGCGAGGUUCAGGAGUGCAACUUUUCUUAUUUCUUAAUCUCAGUGGAGCUGUGCUUUGGUGAAUCGAAGACUUACUUGAAGACUGAAAUAACUUCUUCGGCAGGGAAUAACUCAACAAUGAGACAGCGAUGGGUUCAUUCGCAUGGAUAUCUAAUCUAUCUGCUUCUGCUGACUUUAUGGCGUGCAUGUUCUGAGGCAGAUGUAUCCGGCUCAGAUGCCUUUAAAAACAACAUCACCCUCUUCACACGGAUUUUGGACCGUCUGCUUGAUGGCUACGACAACAGGCUGAGACCUGGUCUUGGAGAUCGAGUAACAGAGGUAAAGACUGAUAUCUAUGUGACCAGUUUUGGACCAGUAUCAGAUACAGACAUGGAAUAUACUGUGGAUGUGUUUUUCCGUCAGCGCUGGACAGAUGAGCGGCUGAAGUUUAACGGGCCAAUGAACAUCCUGCGUCUCAACAACCUGAUGGCCAGUAAAAUCUGGACUCCAGACACCUUCUUUCACAACGGCAAGAAAUCUGUGGCUCACAACAUGACCAUGCCUAACAAACUACUGCGGAUUAUGGAGAACGGCACUCUACUGUACACUAUGAGGUUGACAGUGCAAGCUGAAUGCCCAAUGCAUCUUGAGGACUUUCCAAUGGACUUCCAUUCCUGUCUGCUUAAAUUUGGCAGCUAUGCUUACACUCUGACAGAGGUGACGUAUGUUUGGACUCGUAAUGCCACCUUAUCAGUGGAAGUAGCUCCAGAUGGAUCUAGACUUAACCAGUAUGACUUAAUGGGUCAGACUGUUGGCAAGGAAUCCAUCACGUCCAGUACUGGUGAAUAUACAGUGAUGACUGCCCAUUUCCAUCUGAAGAGGAAGAUUGGGUACUUUGUGAUCCAGACAUACCUUCCUUGCAUAAUGACCGUCAUCUUGUCCCAAGUCUCUUUUUGGCUCAAUCGAGAGUCUGUCCCCGCACGCACAGUUUUUGGUGUGACUACAGUGCUAACAAUGACCACUCUGAGUAUCAGCGCUCGAAACUCUUUACCAAAGGUGGCCUACGCCACAGCCAUGGACUGGUUCAUUGCUGUGUGCUACGCGUUUGUUUUCUCUGCCCUCAUCGAGUUUGCCACAGUAAACUACUUCACCAAGCGCAGCUGGGCCUGGGAUGGCAAGAGCAUUGUCAAUGAUAAGAAAAAGGAAAUAUCCGUUAUUAAAAAGAAUAAUGCAUAUGCAGUCGCUGUGGCAAACUACGCACCCCACAUUGGGAAGGACUCGGCUCUGCCCACUGUCUGUAAAAGUGCCACAGCGGAGCCCAGUAAAGCUCAUCCAGUGGCUAAAGAGGCACUGAAGACCUUCAACAGCGUCAGCAAGAUUGACCGUAUGUCCCGCAUCAUCUUUCCAGUGCUAUUUGGCAGUUUUAACCUGGUUUAUUGGGCCACAUAUCUCAACAGAGAGCCUGUUAUUAAGAACAUGGUGCCCUCUCAGUGAGUCAUUAGCUAUUGCACAUGCAAUCAUCCCUCUAUUCUACAAAAAUUGUUUUUGUUUCUGUAUGCCAGCAUUAAGAAAUUAACACAUUUUACAGCCUCCUUGCAAUCUUACCUCUGCCAGGACAAUUUAAAGAGCAGCUUAUCAUAGUUUUGCAGGAUAAACUGACUUAUUUCCACAGCUUUAUUUUUUUGUAUGUUGUUAUGUGUUUUCCGGGUAUUUAACUGAUUGUUUUUUUCCAUGCCUAUUUCUGCAGAGUUUUUUUUUUUUUUAUAUCAACUUGAAUUUAUACCAAGUGUUUGUGUCAAUGUGUUUUGGCUCAAUUCUGAAUAAAGCUCACAGGUAUUGUGCAUAAACGAAAUACUGUUUAAAAUGGAAGUGCAUACUAAAUGUGAUAGCUAUGUAAUUUUGUUAUAACUGCAAUACAGUAUCUGUAAGACAGAUCACUGCACCUUUAUAUUGACUGAUGUAGCAUUUCAAGUCAAAUUAAGUGUGGCACCUUAUUUUUACUCUCAUCACGCACCUGUGCCUCUAAUUCUCUCAUGGUUUAAAGGUAAAUGAUUCAGUGAGUAUUUUUGUGGUCACUUUGAUCCAUGAGCACAGUCUCAAGUGGAAUUAGCACAGUAUUUUAGCCACCGCUGUUUCUUUGGUUCACAGUUAAUGGAAAAUGCUGCUGUGAUUUAACCAAAAUGUUGACAUUUUUAAUUAGCUUGGGUUGAAAUUAGAGCAAUAGGUUGGUCUUACUGUAUGUGUUACUCAAACAGUGAACCUUCUAAGGUCCAGGCCACUGAUACUCACAUUAGCUUAAUGUUGCAACAGUGAUGUGAAUGUUGUUCAUAUGGUAUUUCAAUAUGUCUAUUGUAGCUUCAUGAUAAAUGCAGAUAAUGGUUGUAAUGGGCUUCUCAGUAUGAUGCAUAUGGCUACUGAUGCUAUGAAAAUGGGAAUCAAAAUGUAUAUAUCUCAAUAUAUCAUCUGUCAAACUGUUUCAGAGUUUUCAUUACUAACAUCAACCAUCUUGACAAGUGUGAACGCUUGAAUGAACUACUGUGCAGCUUUUCAAUUUGCCAUACAGUUCUUGGUUUUCACUCCCCUGUUGACUGAAAUAAAGUAUCGUCAAAGCC